Molecule: messenger RNA, 1373 nt
Organism: Bombina bombina (fire-bellied toad)
Lineage: Eukaryota; Metazoa; Chordata; Amphibia; Anura; Bombinatoridae
Product: keratin, type I cytoskeletal 19
Exons: 8
Coding region: 71-1225 (384 amino acids)
Molecular function (GO): structural molecule activity
Source: RefSeq, a predicted model, not a curated record
CAUACCCACUGAAUGUUUCACUUGUUCAAGGAAGGCUGAAGCUAGUAGUAUUUAUUUCUAAUCUGCCUCAAUGUAUAACCAGGUAUAUAUUAAGAGAGUGGGCUACGUUAGGAAGGGUACCACCCCACAAGGAAGCCUAGGAGGUGGAAAUUACAACAAUAGUUCUAUAGGGUCAUAUGCUUCUAGUGUCUAUGCUGGUGCUGGUGGUUUGGGCACUAAGAUUUCAAGUAGCCAUGGAGGGUUUGCAAGCUUUAAUUUCAAGCAUAAUACUAGUGAAUUCCUGCUCAGAGGUAAUAAUGAGAAGGAGACAAUGCAGAAUCUGAAUUCUCGUCUGGAAUCCUACUUGGAAAGGGUUCACUCGCUGGAGAAGGCUAAUAGUGAGCUAGAAGUACAAAUUAGAGAGUGGUACAGCAAGAAUGCCCCUGGAAAACGUGAUGACAGCAAACAAUUCCAAACUAUAGAGGAUCUGAAACAAAAGGUCUACAAAGCCAUCAAUCACAAUGCAAUAAUAGUUCUGGAGAUGGACAAUGCCAGGUUGGCAGCUGAUGACUUCAAGAUGAAAUUUGAGAAUGAACAAAUUCUUCGAUCAACUGUUGAAAAUGAUAUUGUUGAGUUGCGUAAAAUGAUAGAUCAGCUUACCAUCGCAAAGGCAGAUUUAGAGAACCAGAUUGAGACCUUGUCUGAGCAGAAGCAUUACCUUAAGAAGAACCACUCUGAAGAAAUGGAUGAGCUUCAUAAACAAACAGCAGGUGCAAUUGAUGUGCAAGUAAAUGCCACUCCAUCGGUGGAUCUUGGUAAAAUAAUGGAGGACAUGAGACAGCAGUAUCAGCAGCUGGCGGAGAAACAACGCUUAGAGGCAAAAUAUAUAUUUGACAAAAAGGUUGAAGAGUGGAAUUUAAAAAUUAGUACAGAUACUACUGAACUAGAACAAUGCAAGAGAAAAGAAAAAGAUUUGAAACGUAAAGCACAAGAGUUGGAGAUACAGUUACAGACUGAGAUUAGUAUGGGGAAAUCUGUUUCCGCCACUAUUGAAACCAUAAGCACACAGUAUAGUAUACAGCUGGCUGAAAUUCAGGAACGUAUAAGUGCACUAGAGGGUUUCCUUCAGCAAGAGCGAAGUGGCAUAAGUCAUCAAGUUUAUGAAUAUGAAAUUCUCUUUGACCUGAAAUCUAGACUGGAAGCUGAGAUUGCUACCUACAAACGUCUUUUAGAUGGAGAGGAAUGAGAGAAAUAACCAAGUGAUAAAAGAGUCUCUUCCAGGAAAAUAAAAAUGGAGCCAGAUUUAUGGAACAUAUGGAAAAAGCAUCAAGACAGAGUGUAUGAUUUAAAAUGGCUAACAAUGAAUUUCUCAAUAAAACAAAGUGAUAUGUUGA